Messenger RNA from Durio zibethinus, 3673 nucleotides. RefSeq lists its product as uncharacterized. Gene Ontology annotation, biological process: protein phosphorylation; signal transduction. The record is from RefSeq and is a predicted model, not a curated record. Gene Ontology annotation, cellular component: cytoplasm. Lineage: Eukaryota; Viridiplantae; Streptophyta; Magnoliopsida; Malvales; Malvaceae. Gene Ontology annotation, molecular function: protein binding; protein kinase activity; ATP binding.
CGUAAAUUUCACCCAACCUGAAGGGUUAAACCACAAACACUCAACUAUAAAAUUCCCAAACGCACUGGGACCGAAGCAUAAAAAAAAAAAAAAAAAUCACAGCAAAAAGCUCUAAGGAAAAACCAACACAUUUUCUGUCUACGAGAACUUGACUGAAUUCUAAUCCCUUUUCUUUCGUUUCCAUCUCUGUCAUUAUCCUGUAUACAUGAAAGAGCUUUUUCUUUCUCCUCUUCAGAAGAACUGCGCAAAUCCAUCAAGGAAACUCAAGCUUGUUUGCAGUUUCAAUGGCGCAUUCCACCCCAGACCUCCUUCGGGAAAGCUUCGUUAUAUUGGUGGCGAGAGUCGUAUUAUAUCCGUUGACAGAAACAUUGGGUUCUUGAAACUUCGGGCAAAGAUCGCGGAUCUUUGCCCGAAAGUACCGUCCUUUUGGUUAAAGUAUCAGGUAGCUGUUGCUGACGUGGACUUGGACAUGGGGUCGAUCGUGAUAGAAUCGGACGAGGAUGUCAAGUGCAUGGUGGAAGAGUACGAGAAUCUGGAGUUGUACGGUAAGAGCACUAGGCUUUGGGUUUUUGUAUGUAGUAAUGGGCUUGAAUACGGACGAUUUUAUAAGGGUCAUGUUGAUAAUAAAGUGACGAAGAAUGUGGGAAAUGGUGGUAAUGCUUUAAGGCAUGGUGAUGAUUCUUUAAGAAAAAUGGUUUUGAAACAGCAGUUAUUGGCGAAACAGACGAGUAGAAUUAGUGGAACUCGGGGUGGUUCAGGUUUUGGUGUUAAUGAGAGUGGAAUGGAAUUUGCAUCUUCUACUAAGAAUCAAAAGUUUGGUCACCCACUUGUGGAUUUAGGGACUGAAGAACCAAGUGGUUUUGUGAGUGAAGAGAACAAAUCUGGUGGAAAGUUGUUAGAUUAUGAAACAAAUUUGGGGCCUCAGAUGUGUCCACUAAAACCUAGGGACGGAAAUUUGAGUGUGCACUAUAGUUGUUCAAUGCAAUUUCUGCCAGGGCCGUCAGGUGGUGUUCUGUGUAAUGGAGUUGGGGUUUUUUUUCAGUCUGAUGCAGCAUCACGGGGUUUAAAGCAACCAAAUAAUUCUGGUAUGAUUUCAAUGUGUAAUUGUUGUGAUGCUAAACAUGAUUUAAGGAGCAGUGAGCAAGGGUCAAUGAGUAAUUUUAAUACAGAGAAUAUUAUACCAUGGGAUAGUUCAGUGAAGCCAGUAUAUUACAACAUGAGGGCUGGAAAUCCCGGUAAUAUAAAAUCUGGUGAGGUGGCGGGGGAUAGUUCUCUAAAUGUGUUCUGGAACCAUAAGUUCUGCAUGAAUGAUCUUGGUAAUCAGUGGACAUACUAUCUCCGCAAUCAUAGGAACAACCUGUCUGGGAUUGGGAACCGUGGAAUUAUUAAGCUGGAUGGAGGAAUUUCUAGUGGGAAAUACUAUCCUGGAGUGAAAACAAAUUCCAACAUCUCAAAGCAAGGGUGGUCAUGCUGCUCCAGUUUUAGGAAGCCUUGGCCUGGACUACCUGAGCAUGCGCUGUUAGAGGGGGCAGGUAUGAUGACUGAUUUAAGUAAUCCUGAUUUUCCAUAUGGCAAUUCAAAUCCCAAGGCAUGUCAUUUAACAUAUUAUGGUGCAUGGGCUGCCGUAGGCAGUCAAUCUCUCUUUACCGAUAAUGUUAAUGGCAGUCCAUCUGCAGAUAUAAGAAUGAUGGAUGCCAAACAAUAUCUCAUGGUUGGAUCGAAAAAUGGGCUUGAAGUUCUUUAUCAAACUCGCUUUGAGAAUUGUCAUGCAGCAGCCAUAAGUUGUGAACCAAUUCACUGCAAUCUUCAGAGCACACAAUCAGUUGCUGAUGCCAUUAACCACCCUGCUUUGUCAAAUGAUAUGGGCUAUAGAAAUGGAACAGAAUUUGUUUGCAAUGACCACUUGCCUGAUGCAGAAGAAUGUAAGAAUUUAGAAAGCGACAAUAAGGAUGGCUAUGGCGCUCAUAAUUUGCAAGGUGGAAUUGAUUCUUCAAUCGAUCUUUUGUGUAACCUUACAUUGUCAUCAUCCAAAGGAAUGCAACCUCCAGCACUUUCUUCUCAUGAUAGCUACAAUGUUGCUGAUGCCUUGAUCAUGCCUCAAUCAAAUCCGAUAGAUCUUAAGGAUGAAGUGCACAUGGACAUAGGCCCUCAAGUUGAUCAAUCAAGUGGAAACACAUCUAAUCCUUCACCCACACACAUGGAUGAAUUGAAAAAAGAUUACAUCCAAGAAGAAGCGGUGAAACAUGACCUUCCAUCUGAUAUAAGCAUUGAUGAAAAGUCAGAAGCUAAAGAUGGAAACAAAUGCUCUAAGAUGAUUGGUAGAAUUUCAAGUGACCUGACUGCAUUUUAUACUCAUCUAGCUACUCGAGGGCUUCAGACUAUUAGGAGUUCUGACCUGGAAUACAUAAAAGAACUCGGAGCAGGUGCAUAUGGAACUGUCUUCUAUGGAAAAUGGAAGGGGUCUGAUGUUGCAAUCAAGAGGUUAAAGCCAACUUGCUUCUCGGAAGGUUCAGUGGAGGAAGAGCGAUUGGUUGCAGACUUUUGGAGGGAAGCACAUAUUCUAGGUCAGCUUCACCAUCCAAAUAUAGUGGCAUUGUAUGGUGUAGUUACAGACUGCCCUUUGACAAGUUUGGCAACAGUGGCAGAGUACAUGGUGAAUGGCUCCCUGAAACAAGUUCUGAGAAGAAAAGAUCGAACUAUUGAUCGCCGAAAGAGAUUAACAAUUGCCAUGGAUGCAGCCUUUGGAAUGGAAUAUCUACAUGAGAAAAACAUUGUCCAUUUUGAUUUAAAAUCGCAUAACUUCCUUGUUAAUAUGCGGGAUCCUCAACGACCAGUGUGCAAGAUUGGUGAUCUAGGCUUAUCCAAAAUUAAACAGAGGACACUUAUCUCUGGCGGAGUUCGAGGAACUAUACCGUGGAUGGCACCAGAGCUUCUAAAUACUAAGAAGAACUUGGUAACAGAGAAGGUUGAUGUGUACUCAUUUGGAAUAGUCAUGUGGGAACUCUUAACUGGGGAGGAACCUUACACUAAUUUGCACUCAAAGGAAAUAAUAGCUGGAAUAAUCAAGGGCACUCUCCGACCUGAAAUCCCCAGCUGGUGUGAUCCAGCAUGGAGAUCCUUGAUGGAGAGUUGCUGGUCGACUGAUCCUAACUCGAGGCCUGCUUUCUCAGAGAUCGUCAAAGAGUUGCGUACCAUGUCAGCAGCCAUGAACAUUAAGUAAUUACAGCAAAGCUGAGAGGCACAGGGCAAACCCGUUGAAGUUUUUCUCCUUAGUAAAACAAGUUAGCGUUUCCAGGGACAGGGCAGAGUGAGAUGUGAUUAGUUUGCCAUCCACUGCAAUGUCCAAUGUGAUGAUAACCCUUUCUUUAGGGGUUGUUGAGCCAGGUGAAAUUUGUUUUUGCAGUCACCGGGGUCUUGAUAUAGCAAUUGUAUGUACAAGCUGAGUUUAGAAGGUAUGGCUUCUCUAGUUUAGAUUGAAAGGGUAAGGGUAACGGUUUUUUAACCAAAGGACAGGGCGAGGCCUUAGGUAGCUUCAUGUUUUUGUUUUUUGUUCUCAAGGCUACAAAUGGCCAUGCAUUGUUUCCCGUCCCCAUGUCGUUGAGCUAUUUCUAGCCCAAGGUUUUUGUUUUCAUUUCCGUUUUCUGGUAUUAAUUGGCUAAAUUGCUCAAAUCCU